AGCAAACCAAACCAAGAGGGGUGGGGGAAAAGGGAGAGAAAAACACCUAAGGCGGGAUCUGGCCAUGCCCAAGCCCCGCUGCCUGUCAGCUGCCUGCUCCAGGCGCUGCGGGGUGCCCCCCAGCAGGUAGCCAGGCUGGGGUACCUGGAAGCUCCCUCUCAUCCUGCCUCGCAAACUCACUGAAGUUGAGAGAUUUGUUCUUCCUCCUGAUCUCUGCAGCACCUGCACCUCCCUGGAUAAAUACAUCUAAGAGGAGGCUUUUCAGUUCAGCCACCUUAUCCCAAACUCCAGGCGAAGGGCUGCUCGGAGCAGCGACUCACUGACUGGAGGAAACUUUUUGCCAAACUUUUCUGGUGCUUUGCUCUGCUUUAUUGACCCCUUGAGUUCCUUUGCACCACCCAGACGGGCUGGGGAGCCUUCUCUGCUCAGGCAGAGUAACAUCCCCCCCAGGCACCCCAUGAACUACAAGAGUGGGAGGAAACAAGGAAUAAAUUUAUCGUGAAGAGAGGGAAAAAAAACCCCAAAAGCCUAAAAACUUGCACCUCGAGAAGAAAGGAAGGAAAACAAAAACUGCAGCCCAAGGAUAAAGCAGUGAAUGGAAAGAACAAUUUAACUGGGAUCAACAAGUGGGAAUUUCUGCACGCCGUGCUCGUCCCCUCCCCUCCCGCUCCAGCCCGAGGGCUGUCAGAAACUUAUCGCUGGCAAGAAAACUUGUCCCCGUUUGCGGACUCCGGCGCCUCGCAAGGGAUAUAGCGGUCACCCGCUCCGGCGAUGGGCCCCAGGCCGAGCGCCGCCCUGGCCGUCUACGCCCUUCAGGGGCUGUUCCUGGUGCACGGUCUUGCUGAGGAAGAAUUUUUUGAGAAACCAACGCUAAGCAUUGCCGAAGACGACACUGUCAUCUUUCCAGGAGACACCCUAAAAAUAAAAUGCAGAGGAGCAACUUCUGUAAGCUGGCUUUUGAGGGCGGACCAGAAGGAAGAUCCCCGGGUGUUCAUAACUAAUUGUCGCAAUACCACAAGGCAAAGCUGCAGCAUGCUUGUCAUCAGGAAAGUCAUAGCUAAUGACACCGGUUACUUCACCUGCAUUUAUGAUGACUCCCCAUCUAAUGAGGAUCUCAUGGCCAAGAUUUAUGUGUUUGUUAAAGACUACAGAAAUCCAUUUGUGGAGAUUCACCCGGAACAUCCCGAAAUAAUCUACAUUUUAGAUGCUAACAGAACGGUUGUUAUCCCCUGCCGAGUUACCUUGCCAGAUAUCAAACCUAAGCUUACCCAGUAUCCUCAUUCUGUAGAUGUGAACUACAAGGGGAUGGUGUGGGACCCAAGAAGAGGAUUUGUCAUCCCCUCUCAUUCUUUCGUUUACUCUGGAGUAGUCACAUGCACUGCAAAUGUCAAUGGGAGUGUGUUCACCUCCUAUUACCUAACACAGAGAUUGGAGGUCAGAGCACAGAACCUGUCUCUGUCAGCAACCCCCAAAGAACUGCUGGUUGGAGAAACUCUCAAUUUGAAGUGCACAGCAGAAACUUUCAUCAACGGGCGCAUUGAGUUUGUAUGGACAUGUCCCAACGGGAGACACCCUUAUCCUAAAAGAACAAUGGACCAGAGUGAUACGGUUUAUAAAGUCGGCAGUAGCUUCAGAAUUGAAAAUGUCACCAUGCAGGAUGGAGGCCUGUAUGUAUGCAAAACACUCAACGUAACAAGGCUGGAGGCCAAUGUCACAGUUACAGUAUAUGACAAACCUUUCAUUAAGGUUUCACAUAAGAAAGGGCCUUACUACGAGGUUACAUCAGGACGCAAGUCACUGAAACUAGCUGCAAAGGUGGACGCCUUUCCUCAUCCAAACGUCACCUGGUACAGAGAUGGCAAACUGAUCAAGGAUAACCACACUUGCUAUGAGCUAGAUCCAGUGAAGUACAGACUGGGCAUAAGAGAUGUGAGACCAAAGCAUGCUGGAAACUACACCAUCGUCUUGAGCAAUGAAAUACAUGGCCUGUAUAAGAACCUCACCAUGCAGCUGGUAGUGAGAGAGAGACCCAAAAUCUAUGAAAAGGAAACUGAUUUUGACAAGAUUGUGCGGGUGGAAUUAAGAAGCAAACAGAAAAUCCAGUGCACCACUAGCGGGAAUCCUGACCCAAAGAUUGAGUGGAAGUGGCAGCCCUGCAGCCUCACAGACACACUAUGCAACCCCACUGGGCAAAAAACUGUGGUUCAGGAGAAUAUGUUCACAGGCAACAAGAUCAGAAGCAUUGAAAACAUAAUCAUGAAGCAUGGGGAUAAAAGAAAGAUUGUGAGCACACUAACUGUGGAAAACAGCAGUGCAUCAGGAAUCUAUUACUGUGUGGCUUCCAACAAGAUCAGCAAAGAAGAGAGGAGCAUUGAGUUCUAUGUCUCAGAUGUGCCGUUUGGCUUGAAAACAGAGCCACAAGUCACAACCAUCGUGGGGAAUGACGUCCAGCUGACCUGCCGGGCCUCCAAGUACAUCUACAAUCACCUGGACUGGUACUACCCUUCCUCAGGGGUGGCUCUCAGUGACUCAGUGAUUAAGAAAAUUGACAACUAUUCCAUUUCUUUGACACUGGUCAUUACUAAUGUCACAAAGGAACAGAGUGGCCUCUACAAGUGCAGAGCCCAGAACCAGCACAACAGCACCGACACACUAGAACAGCUCACUCAGCUCCUUGUCAGAGCAAAGGCAGCACCGUACGUGAUACAAAACCUCACAGAUCUGGAGGUUAACAUCAGUGGCAAGAUCAUUCUGGAGUGCAAAGUCAGUGGAACACCAGAACCUCAGAUUACAUGGAGGAAGAAUGGCUACCCCAUUUCAGCAGCAUCAGGAAUUUCCAUGGAGAAUAAUACCCUGGUCAUUGAACGAGUGAAAAAGGAUGAUGAAGGGCUCUAUGAAUGCAAAGCAUCCAACGACAUGGGCCAAGACAGCACAUCAGCCUUCAUUAAAAUACAAGGUUUUGAGGAGAAAUCCAACAUUGAAGUUAUCAUUUUGGUCUGCACUGGUCUAGCCGCUACCCUCUUCUGGCUUCUUCUGACCCUAUUCAUUCGGAAACUGAGAAAACCUGAUGCCACAGAUAUUAAAACAGGAUACCUGUCAAUUAUAAUGGAUCCAGAGGAAAUGCCUCUUGACGAGCAGUGUGACCGUCUUCCCUAUGACAGCAGUAAAUGGGAGUUCCCAAGAGACAGACUGCGGCUGGGUAAAACACUGGGUCAUGGUGCUUUUGGGAAGGUGGUGGAGGCGUCUGCUUUUGGCAUUGAUAAAUCUUCAACCUGCAAAACAGUUGCCGUAAAAAUGCUUAAAGCAGAAUGUGCAACUACUAAUGAAUGUAAGGCUUUAAUGUCUGAACUGAAGAUCCUCAUCCAUAUAGGACAUCAUCUGAAUGUAGUCAACCUGCUGGGAGCCUGCACCAAAGCUGGAGGUCCUUUAAUGGUCAUAGUAGAAUAUUGCAAAUAUGGAAAUCUGUCCAACUAUCUAAGAGGAAAACGAGGAGAUUUCAUUGCCUACAAGUCCCAGGAAAACUCUGACCAAGCAGAGAAAAGUCUGGAUGAGUCCAGCAGUGAUUUGACUGAACUGAUCAAGAGGCGCCUUGAGAGUGUGGCCAGCACAGGAAGCUCUGCCAGCUCAGGAUUUAUUGAAGAUAAGAGUUACAGCGAUUCAGAGGAUGAUGAAGAAGAUGCUGAGGAUCUGUACAAGCGGCCCCUGACUUUGGAGGAUCUGAUUUGCUAUAGCUUCCAAGUGGCAAAAGGCAUGGAGUUUCUCGCCUCCCGAAAAUGCAUUCAUCGGGAUUUGGCAGCAAGGAACAUCCUUCUUUCAGAGAACAACGUGGUUAAGAUCUGUGACUUUGGCCUAGCCAGGGAUAUUUAUAAAGAUCCUGACUAUGUACGGAAAGGAGAUGCCAGACUUCCACUCAAAUGGAUGGCUCCAGAAGCUAUUUUUGACAAAAUUUACACAACGCAGAGUGAUGUAUGGUCUUUUGGAGUGCUGUUAUGGGAAAUAUUUUCUCUAGGUGCCUCACCAUACCCUGGAGUGCAGAUAGAUGAGGACUUCUGCCGACGGCUCAAAGAAGGAACCCGGAUGAGAUCUCCAGAGUACUCUACUCCAGAAGUCUACCAGACAAUGCUGGAUUGUUGGCAUGGAGUACCCACAGAGAGGCCUACUUUCACUGAGCUUGUGGAGCGCUUAGGAGAUCUUCUUCAAGCCAAUGUACAGCAGGAUGGUAAAGACUAUAUUCCACUGAACAUUACCUUGUGCCCCGAUGGAGAAUCUAACUCCAAAACUUGCCCUGUGGAAGAAAACUUGAACAACUGUGUUAAUCGCUGGAGUGCAGUGGAAACUGGUAACAACAGCAAGAAGCGACCACUGAGUGUGAAGACAUUUGAUGAGGUGCCAGUGGAAAAGGAGAAAGUGAUGCAUGAGGAGUCGGACAGUGGGAUGGUGUUGACCUCAGAUGAGAUAAAAAGCCCGAAGAGGCUGGAAAUCCGUUCUUGGCCUUAUGGGAUCAUGGCUCUAGCGCGGAGAGCUGUUAGCAAGAGCAAAGAAUCCAUAUUAUCUGAUCAUGAGCGUGAGUCUGUCAAAUACCAGCCAGCAGUACAGGUAGAAGAGGACACCAUGGACUUUACACUGGAAGACUCUGUUCUCCUUCCUAUGGAUCCAAACCUGGAAUGCCACAGCCCACCUCCAGAUUACAACUCCGUCAUUCACUACUCAGCCCCUCCGGUGUAAUCAGCCUAACCUGACACAGGGCACCUUGCACCUCUCAACGAUGCUAGAUUCUUACAUGCUUCCAUGUCUGGAUAAAGAGGCUGGGUAAAAUCAGAAGGGAAAUCUGACAGGACAAUGGUUCAUAUGUUUCUUCUGGCACAUCUAUGAUGUGAAUAGAAACAUUUUAAGAGCAUCUUCUUUGCUAUCUUGAAAGGCCUAUUGCAACAUAUGCAGUAAAUUAAAACUCUGUCUAUCAGAAUUGUAGGUAGGAGCUAUAACCCAGAACUGCUUCCAUGCUUUCCUCCCCUAGCUGGGUCUAUUCAUUGGCAUUUCCAAAUAUACAGAUUAUUUUACUCACAUUUUACUUCAUAAAUGUCACCAAGAGUCAUGUCAAGCUAGUUGUGAAAAUGAGAUUCAUUCUACUGGUCCUGCACACAUGCUAUAAGGGAUCAGUUGAAAACAAAAACCAUACACACUAACGUUUUGUUAUUAGAGAAAAUCGAAAACUGAAACAUCAUUCUUAACUUGGGAUCUCAUCUUCCAUAAAUAUUUCUGAAAUAUUUUGAAAUCCAAAAUACUUUCAUUACAAUUUGUGAUUUAAUAAAUUCCACUGCCUAUAUGAUACACUCCUAAAAAUGCUAAGGCAUAGAGAAAGCAGAUAGUACUCAUGUAUCAAGAGCCAGGCUGGUCUUUUGGGACAUCAGGGCAUACAAUGUGGUUAAAUCUGUUUCCCUGUGUUUUUUCCUUGCCAUUUAUUUUGAAAACAUGCAACGGGGAACCUUGAUGGAGAUGCAUCUGUAAUGAUUGCAAGGCAAAAUCACUGCCUCAAAUAAGAACCUUCUUAAGCUUAAAUAGACAGAAUUUCCCAGCCCACAUGCACAUGAUUGUGUGAAUCUGCAUAAAAUAUACAUUAAGAACAUGAGAGUUACACAUAAAUGCACAUACACCCUUGAGGCACCAGCAGGGUAGCAGCAUUUUUAUGUUUCCUUUCUGCACACAGGCUAUUGACUACAAAGAAAAAAAAAAAAAAAAAAAAAAAAUUUCCUUUGGAUUCUGUGGCAGAUGCCCAACAGUUUGAUCCUGGGUAUACUAGCCAUGCUAAACUGUAAGCAUAUGUGGCACAUAUUUGUCUCUGACAGACUUGCCAAGGUAAAUAUUGGUAUGAUAUGCAAUGCCCUCUGCAUCUAAACUGUUCAUGAGUUCACGGUAAUUCAAAGCUUGUUUUGCAGCCUAAUCAUGCAGGACUGAAUGGAUCACAAAUUCUCACAUUAAGAAUUUCCAUGUGUAUUGCCCUCCACCUAAAAGUUGUGUGUGGCAGGAACUGUUGGUCUGCAAAUAUGUAUACCCAGGUCCCAUGCAUAUUCACAACUUCAAAAAUAAGCAAAUAAUGCUUGUCAUUUAAUGUGCUAUUGAACAAUCAGAGUUGACUUCAGAAAUAUAGGAAGGGAAAAAGUAUCUAGGUUGCAAGCAGAAAAAACAAGGAUGAAAAAGAUACUCAUUGACAGUCAAAACGAUAACCUCCUAAGUUAUAAACCUAGAUCUGUACAUGAGUCUCUGUGCGGUUCCUUCCAAGGUCUGCACAACCCUUUCCUUUUCUUCUUAGACUUGACACCGAUUUGAAUUCUUCAAAGAAAAAGAAUUUUUCUUCAUGAUUACAAACCAAAAGGAAAAAAAAAUCCAAUAUCUGCAAAACAAUUAUAUUACUGAUCAAAUACAAUUAUUACUGAUCAGUUACAGUUGGUUACAUUGAUGUAAACACAAACAAGCCUCAGGUAUUAUCAAAGGGGGAAACAAAUCUUCAAACCCCACACCAUGUUAACUGUGAAUGCUAAAGCAUCUGAAGUACGGGCUCUUGGGAAAUGCACUUCUCAUUCUCCUUGACUUCAGAUUCAAUGUAUUAAGGAAAUCAUCUGCAGUAACUCACGAGCCCUUUGUUCGUAGUGGACCUGCUAGAUAGCUGUGGUCUGUAGUUGCUUUAUGGUCAUUUUUUGCACUUCUUUGUAUUUUAGAACCUAUGUAUGAAGUAGAGCUGGUUAUAUAACAGAAGAAACUACUUGGAAAUAAUUCAUUUGAUGAGCCCCAGAAAGAUCAUUGGAAUCAGUUUUUCAAACAGUAAAUUAUCUAUAGCUCUGAUCAAAAACUCAAUCACUUCUUUUGCAAAUAGUUUAUUUACACUGCAAAGAGAAAAAAGGUGCAGACAGUUUGUCUGGCUCUACUGUUAACGGCAGCAGUGUAAGAUGGUUUGUUAUUGUGCCUUGUUCUGUAGGGUAAGAAAACAAUGAUGUUUAAAAACCUUUGCUUAUAAACUUUAAAGUAUAUAUAGGGAAAAAAAAAACCCUGCAAGUAUGCUCUCUAUUUUGAAAAAGAAUGGGAAACACUGCUGGGUGAACUGUCUGCUUCUAAGAGAGCCAAGUAGAUCAUCUUUCCACUUUAUCAAAGCUGAACUGUAGAGGUUUCUCCGAGACCAGAGGAAUAUAAAGCAUGUUUCCUGAGUGGGACCCAAGCGGACACUCGAAUGGAGGGCUGGUAGCCAGGUGCCCCUCUGGCUCCCAGUAACAUCUGUCAGCCUUUCUGCAUUGCACGAGAUGAUGUGAAAACAGAGUGCAGGCUCAAGACACAUGUUAAAACACUGGUUGCAUUGACAGCCCCCUGAAAACUGAGGGCUCAUCUGCAGUGGGAAAAUCAACAGCUGUCUUGAGGGGUAUCAAUGGCCAUUUCUUCAAAGAGCAAAGAUAGCCUCCAAACACAUGAUAAUGGCCUUCAAGUGUUCUGGAAAUGGCAAGUGACUGAUGUUUGGGCAGCUCUGUUUCCAAUGUUUAUUCCGAGUGGAUGAUCUUCUUCUCCUUAUAGUAAAUGUAAUAAGCAAAAGUAUUGCCUGAAAAGUAUUAUUGAACAUGUCUUCUAUUUUAUUUACUAAUAUUUUGUUUGUUCUUUUCUCUCCUCCCUUAAUUUAAUUAUUGUUCUUUUCAUACAAUGAUGUAUAUAGUUUACCAGUAGAAACAAAUAUAGUGAUUCAUAUAUAUGGUAAAAUUUGUAACAUUUUAGUCAAAAGAGAGAGAUACCCAGACAUAACAGAGUUAAGUAUUGUUACUAAACAUUUCACUAAUGCUUGCAGGCCAGGCUCCAGUUUACAGACCCUACUAGUGCCAUUUCAUAGCAGUUCUCCUCUUGGCUGCGAGUAUCUCUGGCUCUCACUUAUUCUCCACGUUAUUUAGUUUCAGUUAGGAAACAGGAAUGUGGAGGAAUCUGGCAGGUUUAUCUCAUUCCUGGAAGUGUCACCAUGCAGCUCACAGUAAAGGUGAAGAAUUUCCACUGCCUCUGUUUUAAUUGAAGGCUGGCGUAUUGGCUAGAGGAUCAGAAGGGGCCAAAUUAUUUAAAUGAUGUGAUGUUUAUUAUUUUUUUAAACUUCUCAGGGAUUCUUACUCGACUCCUGUCAGCCACCUGCUUUAUCUGGCUGAGCUCAGUGGUAUCUGGUAUUAACAUAUACCUUUGUUUUCUUUAAUGGUGCUUACUCCUACUGGGUUUGUCCUCUUGUAAGCCCAGAGAAUUAUGGCAAAGGAACUCAGAGCUCACCACAGAAAUGUGUUGUCUUCUCUCCAACAAUCACCUGCCACACAGGUGUCCAAGGAUAAGUGCCUUCACCUACAUGUUAUUGUUCAGGCUGGUGUUUUUAACAGUUUGGUUUCUUAACUUCUCUUUUCUCUACUUUUCAUCUAUUUCUUGAUAUUUGUUCUUCACAGUCCCUCUGGAUUGCUCUUCUCUGUCUUUUGAAUGAGAUCAGGUAUAAACAUCAUUUCAUUGCUAUUUCCUGUAUAUUCUGCACUUGCAGAACUAGAUAAUCUAAAGCAAGCUUUUCUCACAUUAAAAAUUUUUUUUAUAUAGACAUGGGAAACUAGUUUAUAUUGGUUUGUCUGGAAGACUCUCUGUAUCCUUCUUUGAAUGAGAGAAGCUUUUUAAUCUAUUGAUUUUUCAAUAUUAGUAUUUGGAACAAAACAAAGGUUGGUGACUAUAUGAAUCUUACCCUUCUCCUAGUCCUUUCUCAAACAAUGAGGUUUCUCUUAGGUUCUUCCAAGUUAUACUCACAAGAAGGGGGUCCUAACCAGGAUGCUGAGCCCACACCAUCUACUCAGGAUAUCAAGGAAGGUCAGAGAAAAACCUAAAGCCUGAGUAUUAGUCUCAAACAAAACCACUGAAAUUUGAACCCACUGAAUGCUAUACAUUGAGAUCUACACAUAUAGGGCUGCCUGCAGGCAUACACUGCUCUGCUUAAGACAUCCCACUAAUACAUACACUACUCUUCAGUUACACUGCUUGGCAAAUUCAUAGGAUGACCUAGAGCGUCCAGGCACUUCUCUCAUUGUAUUUACACUUUGUAUACUGUAGAAAUGUUAAUCACCAUGUCAGCUUGUAACUGGCCAGUCAACAAUUUAAGACAUCUUCUCAAUGAUCCUUCAUGCAGAGCGUUGGCACUGCCUUGUCAUGUCCUAUCUUGCUUUACAAAUUUGAUCUGGCCCUAUUCCAGCUGUGAGGGUGUGUGUGGUCCUGGGUCAGUGGUCUCUAGCUCCCACCAGCACCAACUGGACAACAUCAGGAAAUGUUUGCAGGGAAAAAUCACUAGCAAAUAGCUACAUAACAUGAUGAAGCAUUGUUGGGUUUUCCUGAACACAGGAGUUAGGCAGAAUCAGUAUCAUGCUCAGAGAUCAGACUAUUUUUUUUCUUACCAUAAAGUGAACAGAAAAUACAGAAGGUAGCAGUAAUUCUUUUGUCCCUCCCUGCAAAUAGUAAUGGCCGAGCCCUGGGAUCCAUUUUCCUGGUUUAUACUAUGUCACAAAAAAAACAGAAAGAAUUUUGCCAAAGUAAUGACAACCAGCACCAUCUUACACAAGUAAAAUUCAGGGAGGAAUUUUGGAUUUGACCCUAUCAAGAGUCAAUCACUGUACAGGAUGUAAGCGUUGAGUCCAAGCUCUGGCUUGUUUAUUUGACAUGUGUUGUUUUCAUAUUGUGUUAACAUAGAAAAGAAAACUUGCUGGACUGGGUCAUUUGGGACCUCUGGCAAAUAUGCCAUAAGGGCUGUGGUUACAGUAAGACUAGUGUGGUAUGCACUGAGCAGCGUCCCGUUGUCCUGCCUAAUAGUCCUGUGCCACAAGAGCCAGCACAUCCUUAUUACUCAAUUCAUUUUUCCUUAGACCUUGAGUUGUAAAAGCAGCUAAUGAAAACUGGGAAAACCCAGUAACUUAGGAAUUAAAGAAAAUAAACUAAGCACCAUGUAAUACUCAAAACACUAAGGAAUGUUUGUCUGCCAUGUUCCUGUCUGUCUGAAGAAUGUAUGCACUGAAAACAACGCCUUCUUAUGUAGUCAAAAAUUGUACUGUAUCUAUUAACCAAAAAAA
This is a messenger RNA of Athene cunicularia (burrowing owl), 10094 nucleotides long. RefSeq names its product vascular endothelial growth factor receptor kdr-like. The coding region runs from base 772 to 4725 and encodes 1317 amino acids. The record is from RefSeq and is a predicted model, not a curated record. Gene Ontology annotation, cellular component: plasma membrane; signaling receptor complex. Lineage: Eukaryota; Metazoa; Chordata; Aves; Strigiformes; Strigidae. The transcript has 30 exons. Gene Ontology annotation, molecular function: ATP binding; vascular endothelial growth factor receptor activity. Gene Ontology annotation, biological process: vascular endothelial growth factor receptor signaling pathway; multicellular organism development; protein phosphorylation.